Messenger RNA from Cylindrotheca closterium, 2139 nucleotides. Lineage: Eukaryota; Bacillariophyta; Bacillariophyceae; Bacillariales; Bacillariaceae. The record is from the annotation of a GenBank genome assembly.
AUGACAACGCUAAGGUCAAGGCGGCGACGAAUGAACGUGGUUCUUGCCCUGUUGCUCACUUCAACAUACACAUCAUCAGCAUUGUCUCCCUCUUCAGAAUCACCAAAGCGGUCAAGACGAAUAAGUGAAUCAUCAACGUCGAUAAGUCAACCAACAAGCUCACGACUAUCUUCAACCGCAGCAGCAGCUCAAGACGGAGAAGGCCAAGCCGGUCGUCAAUCAUCGCGGUAUGUUGCCCCCAGUGCACCACUUGUAGAUUCCGCAUUAUUGCGAUUUGUAUCCGCUGAAAAGAAAAAGAGGGAAGCGAUCAGCACUAGUCUUGAAAAGGCGAGCUUAUCCUCCAUCUAUGGUGGAGCGGACGAGGAUGAUUUGGGACCACCAGCAACGGCAAUGCCAGAAGAAACGGGAGACGAGAAUGCAGUGGCAUCUGCAGAGCUCCCAUCCAAUUCAGUGGAGGAACCAUGGAUGGCCCAAUACAAUCGCAACCGAAUAGCUAGGGUAUUGGAAUCGCUGGGAGUGGAAAAAGAGCUUUCGAUGCAAGCAGGUGACAAGGUUCAGGAAUACAUACUAAUCAGAAUGACAAGGAGAAGGGUGAGAGCAUUCUUAAAGGAACGAGCCUCGCGGUGGUCGGCUUCGUACAACAACAAUGAAAAUACUGAAAACAACAACAAUAACGCAUCCACGACCGCCUGGAAUGAGGUUCGAAUACCGUCAAUAGAACCAGUUCGUCUAAACUAUGGAUUUGAUGAUGUGCUGGAAGUCUUUCAGGAAUAUGGAUUCACAGGGAACGAUGUUUGUUCGAUUUUGACACACAGUCCAAGUUUGGCUUUGAUGAUGCCCAGACCAUCCUUUGCAGAUGAAUCAGAAGCCCUGGAAGGCGGAACCCUAUGUCAAUCUCUGGACCGGGCCUUUCGGGGAACCCUCAUGAAAACCUUGGGUCUCCGAAAAUACGAUGCUCGCAAAGUAUUGCGAGACUGCCCUGGGCUUUUGACCGCCAAGGGUUCCAAACAGGCAGAGCAAAUUGUUUCCAUGAUGGCGGCGUUGGGGGUUUCCAACUCGGCCAUUGCCCGUGAUAAGGCUGGCCUGCCUUCCCUAUUGUCAAGAUCGCCAUCUGAUAUGUUUCGUCUGAUUUCCUUUUUGAGUAGUGGUCAGAUCCGCAUGAAGCCCAAUGCGAUUGGUCCCUUGUUGCGCAAACGGUCGAGCUUGGAACUCUUGGAUUUGGUGGCACCCGUCACAGGUUCCGUCCAAGGCAAGACCCGAGACGAGCAACGAAAGAUGACGGACGAAGUCUAUCGGAAAAUGUCAGAAACCGUUAGACUCAUCAAGGACGAAAUUGGAACCAGGGAUAUGGGCAAGGUCAUCUCUGCCUUUCCACCAGUGCUACUUUUGGACGCGGAGGAGCAGAUUUUGCCAGUGACGGACUUUCUGAUGGACUAUCUGGAGAUUGAUCGGGAAGAAAUUGCUAGUGUCAUGCAGCUAUAUCCCGUAUUGCUCAGCAAAAACGUUGACGAAAUGAGGUGGACAGUGGCAUACGUCUUGUCAUUGGGUGUGGAUCGGGAUGACAUUGGAAGCAUCUUUCGUGCAUUCCCAUCUCUUUUGACAACAGAUGUUGAGGAGAGUAUGGAACCAGUGGUGGACUAUCUUCAUUCUAUUGGGGUGACGAAUAUUGGAGCCUUUGUGACCAAACUUCCUCCAGUUCUGACAUAUUCCGUGGAAAAGGAUUUGAAACCGAAAUGGAAUUACUUUCAACGAGUGUCUCUGAAACCAAGCUUCGAAUUGGAAGAGUUCCCCGCUUAUUUCUCCUACCCACUUGAUCGAAGAAUCAAGACACGCUAUGAUUAUUUGGCGUUCAAGGGCAUUUCCAAACAGUUGAUCCCUGUGGCAAAAGUUCUUCGAUUCGGAGAUGUUGACUUUGCCAACACGGUAGCCAGAGAUGAUGAUGGCGGUGAAGAAUUUCGAGAAUUCUGUGAACGUCAUUGGAAGGGUCAAGCGAUUCCAGUAAGAAAGCAGCGACCGAAACCAAACGCUAGACGCACUGGAUUUUCCAAGGAGGAAUUGAGACGUCGGAAAAAGAAGCAACUGGAGAAGGUACAGAAACAACAACAGCAGCAGCAAGAGGAGUCGUCUUCUCAACAAUGA